AUGCUUGAAAUUAUCACGACCUUUCUGGCAAAUGAUGAAGCCAUCCAAGUUGCGAAAGCGAAGUCAAACCAAUGCUACAUAGCUGAAGAAGACUGUAACCAAACACAGGGCCACACCAUCUUAAUCCUCAUACCUGUCAUUGGGCUGGAUAACUUUAUUGUGCCCUCACUACAGGGUCGGAUUUGGGCCUCACGAGUUGCCGAACCACCCAACAGGGACAGCUCUGGGAUGAUUUCAGAGGUCAGCUCCAUUUAUGGCCUUUAUUCGCUGCGUAAAUCAUCAUCUGCUCGGGCGGUAAUGCCAAUUCUGACAAACGUGAAGUGCCCUUUUGUGUCUGAUCAACCCGUUCGACGUGUUGGGCAUCGUGUGUUUCCAAACAUUCUCGUAAAUGCAAUGUGUGAUGUUGCUGUUGGCCUUCCAUUGUGGCAGCGCUACUGGGCGGCCGGUUAG
Molecule: messenger RNA, 450 nt
Organism: Protopolystoma xenopodis
Lineage: Eukaryota; Metazoa; Platyhelminthes; Monogenea; Polystomatidea; Polystomatidae
Source: the annotation of a GenBank genome assembly